Molecule: messenger RNA, 1869 nt
Organism: Didymodactylos carnosus
Lineage: Eukaryota; Metazoa; Rotifera; Eurotatoria; Philodinida; Philodinidae
Source: the annotation of a GenBank genome assembly
AUGGCAUCCUGCUCGUCAUCGUCAUUUUAUGGCCGAGGUAAUCGUCGUGGCAACAGAAAUUCUCACUCAGCAUCACAUCAACCAGUCGGUUAUCCAUUUCGAUUGAAUCCCACAGCAUGUCAUGAUAUUACCGGUGACCCAUUUUCUGAGCACCAACUUCGUGCACUACGCAAUGAUGAGUCGACAUCUCAACUCGCUUUGAAACAUCGUCAUUCACCAAUUGCAUAUGCAAAUUGUUCAAAUUCCACUGAUAUUCACCCAGAUUUACGGCGUCUUCUGCGAAAACUUGUUCAAAUUCAAACAAUAAAUUCAGUUUUGACAGGCUCAUAUCGUCUUGAAAAUAUGGAAAAAAUUGAACUAGACAAACGACGUAUGUUUGAAGCAGCUGAACGUACAAAACUCUACACAAAUGAACAUGAAUACAAAAAGCCAACGAAAACAUAUGAUAAACCAGUUAUUUAUGUAGUUGAAGGAGAUUGUCUAGAAGCGGGGCUACUUUUCAAGAAUGGUGAUUGUAAACCAGUUGUGCUAAAUAUGGCAUCGGCAUAUCAACCUGGAGGUGCCGGUGCUCAAGAAGAAAAUCUUCAUCGUCGAACAAAUUUGUUUCAGUGUUUAGAAGAUCCUUAUCAUCAAAUAAAUCGUGAUUGGCCCUAUAAUGUACCAAUGUUUGGUGGAAUUUAUACACCGAAUGCUUGUGUAUUUCGUGGUUCCGAAUCAGAUGGUUACCCAUUCUUGUCACAUCCACAAUACCUAUCAUUCAUAGCUGUAGCUGCCUUCAAACAUCCACCGUUAGAAACAAAUAAUCAAACGGGUGAAUUUCAGCUAAGUGGUAAAAAACUCAUUCAAGAAACGAAAAAGAAAAUUGAAGGAAUUUUUCAAAUUGCCAUUGAAAAUCAACAUGAUACAAUUAUAUUGUCAGCAUUCGGAUGUGGUGCAUACGGUAAUCCGGCUAAACAUAUAGCUCGACUAUUCAAAGAAGUUUUAGAUAAUGAUGAACAAUUUUCAAAGUCGUUUCGUUUUAUUGUAUUUGCUAUUAUUAAUGACCAAAAUGCCUAUUCGGAACGAAAUCCUCAAGGCAAUGUUCAACCGUUUUCUGAAGUAUUUCAAGUAAAAUCUUUAACAUUAGACGAGUUAAAAGAAGAUCUAAAACAAAUGGAAAAACAAAUGGAAAUGAUUUUACUCAUAAUGUCUUUCUUAGAAAGUGUGAAAACAUCUGGUCUUGAUCAUUAUUUUAUUCGUAAAUCUUGUUCCUCUUUAUUUACGAAAAAUGAAGAUGUUCUUUUGUACACAACAAUUGAUAAAAAAUAUUUACAAUUAUUUUUAUUAUUGGAAAAUAUAGAUGAACAAACAUUGCAACAUCGUUUAUGGUUAAUUAAUCUUGAUGAAAAACAAUUGGAAUUGUAUCGUCAUUUAUUAAAUAUAGAAAAAUUACACGAUUUUCUAAUAUUUUUACAUCAAAAAUUGCAAUUAAAAGAAUUUGAAUUAUUAAAAUCAUCAGCUACCGAUGAAAUUAAUCUAGUUUUGACAAAUUCAAGUGCUGCUAAAAAAGAAACGAUUACAAUUACAUUAACUGAAUUAUCAGAUGAUAUUGAAAAAUUGCAUUAUACUACAAAGAUAUUGUUUUAUUUAUAUAGACAAACUGAACAUUUGUCAGUAGAAUGUAAAACAUUACAACAACGUGUAUCACAAUUAGUACAAGCAAAACAUAUUGAACGUGGUGAUGGAGAUGGGCAAGGAAAAUUAUACGAAUCAAAUUAUCAUAAAUCCGUAUUAUUAAAACCGGAACAACGAGCAAAUAUGAGUAUUAUCAAUCCAACUUCUAAAAAACGAAAACGAGCAAAAGGUGUUAACUAUGGAGAUGAUGAUUAA